This is a messenger RNA of Rubroshorea leprosula, 1277 nucleotides long. Lineage: Eukaryota; Viridiplantae; Streptophyta; Magnoliopsida; Malvales; Dipterocarpaceae. The record is from the annotation of a GenBank genome assembly.
GUGAUUGAGAAGCUAAUGCAAAGAUAUGGAUUGAAUAAUUAGGAGGUAUUACAAAGGCUAACAUAAAUUCAUAGCCGGGAAAGCAUUAGCCGGUAUCGUGCCGUGGCAGAAACUUUCUCCCAAACCAUGCCGUGAGGAAUCAAAUCAAAAGAGAGCCUAUGUUCAUCUUAUGUGUUUGAAUUCAUCAAGAGGGAAGAUGAUGAUUGAUGAUCAAGCAUAAUUUCCCUUGAGCAGAGGAGAACAAAUUCCUAUAUAAGAAGUAUUUUCCUGAUCUCUGAGUUCUUCAUAGGUCAUAUUACAUCCAUGGAAUUGAUUCUCGGCUAAUUAAUCGAGAAUUAUAUAUUAGUUUAAUGCUAAGGCAAAACUGCCCCUAGAACUCAGUGUAAAGCAGCAUGAAGGCUAGAUUCAUAAAUAGAUUGCUCAAGAGAAGAUUACCUUGACAUACUUUGUUCUAGCCACCGAAAAGCAUGAAUAUGACUCGUGAAUUUACCAUUAUUAAAGUGUUGUACUAAUUCUUAUCUUAUAUAAGACUCCAUAGUUAUUUGUUGACAUUUGACAAACUGGGAGUGUUUGUCGAGGAAUCUUAUACCUUCCCAGUCAACAGUGCAGAGAAUGUACAUGAAUUUUCUUUCUUCAAUGCUACAAAUUUGUAUUUAUGUAAAACAAAUAUUUUCUCUACCUUCCCGGUCGUGGCUCUGCUCUAUUAGUGUUGGGGUUGUUAGUAAAAUCUUGUUUGGAAGUGAAAAAGAUUGAUGAUUAUUGAGAUUGUUAGAUUGUUGAGGUCUGGAGGUAUUAGCCCACAAGUUAGUACAUGUAGUGCUUUGAUCUGGGAGGUUUCAAGGGAUGGAGGAAAGAAAGAGGGAUAUGGGGUUUUGCGGGUGGUUUUGGAGUCAUGAUAGUGAGAUAGGAAGAAAUGGGAAAGGGAUAGCAAGAGUUAACCAACCAUGGAGACUUGUGCCAUUUAUGUUUAGGGAAGGAUAUAAGCCAGGGGCUUCAACAAUUGAGGUGUGAUAUGACUCUGGGAUUAAGUAGGGUACUUGUGCCACUUAUAGCAGUGAGGAAACAUGAUGUUUCUCCAACAGAUAAGAGUUAUUAGUUCUUGACAAAGGGUUUGUGGGGAGGAAAGAAUUGAAGAAGUCUUAAAGGUUCAAGCUUUAGAUGGUAGCAAAGGGGUUUAAACCAACUAUGGAGACUUAUGGUGCUCUAAUUGAUGGAUAUAUGAGACAAGGAAAUGAUGAAAUGAUAGCACUCUUGAGAAAUGAAAUGUUAGAAACUCA